UUUCAGGGAGACAGAGAGAUACAAAAGGUUCUAGAAACUUCUGAACACACAGAGACUCACAUAAUGAUACAAGAAAGGCAAGCUCAAGGUGGAGAGAAGAGAGUCUGCUGGUCCUUGAAGCUCUGGUCCAUUGCUCUGAUUUCCAUCAUACUCCUCAGUGCUUGUUUCAUUGUGAGCUGUGUCGUGACUUACCAUUUUGCAAGUAACAAAUAUGACAAAAGACUGUCUGUACUACAUACAUAUCAUUCAAAUCUAAUCUGCUUCAGUGAAGGGACAAUGGUGACAGAAAAAGUCUGGGGAUGUUGCCCAAGUACUUGGAAGCCAUUUGGUUCAAGCUGCUACCUCAUUUCUACUGAACAACAUUUUUGGGCUAAGAGCGAAGAGAAAUGUGCUGAAAUGGGGGCACAUUUGGUGGUGAUUAAUACAGAAGCAGAACAGAAUUUCAUUAUCCAGCAGCUGAAUGAAACAUUUUCUUAUUUUCUGGGGCUCUCUGAUCCACAAGGGAAUAAUAAUUGGCAAUGGAUUGAUCAUACACCUUUCGAAAAAAAUGUCAGAUUCUGGCACCAAAAUGAGCCCAAUUUUUCUGCAGAGCAGUGUGCUACAAUAGUUUUCUGGGAAUCUAGAGGAUGGGGUUGGAAUGAUGUUUUCUGUGAUUCUAAAAGGAAUUCAAUAUGUGAGAUGAAGAAGAUUUACCUAUGAGUAUCAAUUUAUUCAUUGACACCAUGAAAAUUCAGACCCAUCAUAAAAUGAUAAUUAUUUGUAAUGUACAUGCAAUUCUUGUGUCACAGAGAUUUAUGGACAUAUUCCCCUGCUUUUUUCACUUUAAUCAAUCCUCUUCUAGUUUCUCAUUUUCCCUAAUAAUAGAAUAAGUCUUUUCUCCCUUUGUUCUGCUCUUUCAUUUAUUAUUUAUUCUUUUUUCACCUUUCUUUAUACAUACUUCCACAUGCAUUCCUUGUUCCAGAGAUUACACUAUUUUAUUUGUUAGAAGAAUUAUAAGACAGCAUUAUUUGAAAAUUAUGCCUCUGUUACUAAAAAUGCCAUAGAGAAAUCCCUAUGAUUAAGAUUGUGAUUAGAAUUGCAGUUUUCUGAAGGACUAACAAGGGCUGAGGGAUCUAAUUUAGAUUGCUCACUCUUGGCUGGUAACUUAGCAUUGGCUGUUAGAGGGCUUCCGCUCCUCAUCAUAUGGAAAUCACUCUCAAGCUACUAGCAUGUUCUCACAAUACAGUAGCCACCUUGCUCUAGAACAAGUGACCUAAGAACACAAAUGAAAGCAGCAAUGUCUUUAAUCAUCUAGCCUUAACAGUUACAUGCCAUAACUUUGGCUAUACUCCACUGGUUAGGUGAGAAAAACACAGCAAACAGCCUACUUUGAUCUCCUGGGCUCUGAAGCAGAAAGCCACAAUGUGGGUGUUUCAAGAUGGCCCUUUGCUUCAGCUCUCCAAGAAAUGCAGAGUACUUUUCAAACAACAGAUUAUCGUGCAGAUUGUCUCUCUGUUCUACAGAUUCUUUUGUGCCAAAUUUAUUCACUCUGUUUUUGUCUCUUUCUGCCAGUCACUCCUCCCCUCUGAGAUAAACUGGUGUUGCUGGUGCCACCAGCCUAGCUCCAAAGUACUCUUUCUUGUCCUAUGUUCAAAGAACCUGACUUUCUGUGUCUCUAAGAUUCUCUUACCAUCCAGUAUUGAAUUUCAGUGAAUCCCUUCUGUCCCCCACUUCAUUGAGAAGCCACACUCCUUCUGCUUGAAUCCCAGGCCACGGAGUUGCUAAAAAAUGUACCCUUUCUCUAUUCCACCAUAUUUCCUUCUUCUAUUAAUUAUUCCUUUGUAUUU
Marmota flaviventris (yellow-bellied marmot) is the source of this 1826-nucleotide messenger RNA. RefSeq names its product C-type lectin domain containing 6A (gene Clec6a). Lineage: Eukaryota; Metazoa; Chordata; Mammalia; Rodentia; Sciuridae. The record is from RefSeq and is a predicted model, not a curated record.